GGAGAGGUUCCUGCCCUUCUAAUCGAGACUGGUUGGUGAUAUUAAUGAGGAUAAGCUAUUGAUGCCAUAUGGUAGGAAGUGGACGUGAGGUAAAAGGCUUAAGCGCGAUACAGAGGUACACCAUGCCAUAGUCCUCAUGAGAGAUCAGCUUGAUUAUUUGACGUCCGAGCAGUUUAUGUGGACACCUUAUCGUGACAUCCUUCAUAUUUUACCUCCGUGCUGCACAUCUGGUCGGGAGAUGUGGCGGAUAUGAGUGCCAAUGUUGUGCUUAGUAUUUAUAGAGUGUCACCCAGCAGACAGAGUUAUGCAACAGUUUGAGCUUCUACAACACAUUUUCGAGGCUCCUCUAUGGCAAGCUAAUCAUGCUAAGCAUGAUGAUCGAUCUCCAGUUGACCAACGAUUUAUUGCAGAGCAUAACUAGGUUGUUAAUAUAUGGAUCCAUUAGCAGCCUACAGUUAAGGAGGUACAUUACGAUGUCAACUUAGAUGCCUAUAUGGGGUGGUAUUUUCGAUGUGGUCGAUUGUUAUUGGAUAAACCCACUGUCGGAGGUUCUAGGUAUGUCUCGAUUGUGCCUUCACAUGAGGCGAUGCGUAGAGACCUUAAGAAGCUGUAUGACAAGGUUUUAGCAUGGACGUUGAGUCUAGAUUCGGUGACUAGAGAGCAUGGAGUCGAGAUUGCUAAUGAUAUUAGAAGGACUUUUGACCAGGCAAAUCAGGCCUUUCAGGGGCCUACAGUUCCUGACGAACACUACCAUCAACCACUCAAAAUGCAUGGACGAGGGAAAGGAGGACGUGGAUGUGGAUGUGGUGAUGUAGCUAUGCGUAGAGAAGGACAUAGAGGUGGAUAUGGUGUCUUCUUACACGAGGGAGUAGGAGAUGCUCCAUUACUUCCGGCUCUUGAGCCAGAGCCUAAAGCAACGGUAGAUGAUGACCCAGUUGGACAUCAUGAUCAAGUUCAUUCGUCGCCUUUUCAUUCAUCACCAUUUACGCCAGAUUCUUUAGCAGUCUCGGGAUUUGGUUUGCACCUCGUCAUCCAAUCCGGUUCAGACCUCAACAUGGUUUUUCAGACAGUCAUAAAGCUUCCCUCUGACACAUAGAUUUCAGAUUUAGCACCUUCUGUUGUUCAGGAUGCAUCUCAUGGAUCAAUGGAUGUGACGGAAGAGACAUAGGU
Molecule: messenger RNA, 1170 nt
Organism: Capsicum annuum
Lineage: Eukaryota; Viridiplantae; Streptophyta; Magnoliopsida; Solanales; Solanaceae
Exons: 4
Coding region: 494-1096 (200 amino acids)
Source: RefSeq, a predicted model, not a curated record